Drosophila bipectinata is the source of this 2551-nucleotide messenger RNA. Its product is annotated as solute carrier family 35 member F5. Gene Ontology annotation, cellular component: membrane. NCBI's taxonomy places the organism in Eukaryota, Metazoa, Arthropoda, Insecta, Diptera, Drosophilidae. The record is from RefSeq and is a predicted model, not a curated record.
CCACUCCAGCUGGGACAAAAAAUUCUUAAGUUUUUAUGGCUGACCUAAAACAAAUCUAAAAAAACGCCAAAGAAAACCCUUAAUUUAAAAUAGACAUCACCGUCUGCCUGUGGCGUGUGUCGAUUGUGAGGCUGUGUUGUUGCUAACAUUCAGCUGAACUUUGUUUAUUAUGUGCUAACUUCAAACAACGCACAACUGACGAAUCGACAAAAACAUUGGGAAACCCCAAGGCCAGCGGCCGGAGGAUCCGUUAAAAGAACCCGGCGUAACCUAAUAGACCGGAUUCUUCAGGCAUAUGGAAGCUAGAAGGGAUAGCUAAACGCCCCAAGAGAAGCACAAAUCGUGGUCGGGUUUAACGCCCACAAAACGGCUGCGGCAUUUCGAAAAGUGUACACCGUAACCCCGAAAACAAUUAAGUGUUGCAAUGACCGAAUAGACUCGAGUGGUUAUCUGCCUGGGAAUAACAAUUAAAUCGCCUGGUGCGACUCUAGAUUUAAUUAUUUUUGAAAAGCAGACGAAAGCUAACCGAAACCAAAAUGAAACAGAAACGCUGGCGCCACAAGCGUAAAUAGUUAUUUGCCUUCAGAUAACUGCAGGAGAAAGACAUCCCGAGCGAAAAAUAAACAUAAUUUGUUUAAAAAACAUUCCGAAAGGCAAAUAGAGGCCAACAAAACCAUGCUCGGUCGCACGCAAAAGCUGCUGCUGGGCAUAGCGAUACUUAUUCUAGUCGACGUUGUUUGGGUCUCCUCCAGCGAGCUAACUAAGUUUUUGUACAAUGAGGCAAAGUUUGAUAAGCCAUUCUUUUGUACAUACUUCAAAACAUCAAUGUUUAGCAUUUAUCUGCUAGUCAUAGGAAUCCUGGCGCCCUGGAAGGAAUCCUGCGAGCGACAAAAUGGAAACUAUGCUAUGAUGGAGCAGAAUGCAGACGAUGAGAACUAUUACUCCAAUCAAGCUGUUUUGGGAGACCCCACCUAUGUGCCCAUUAGAUCGCCCCACUUAGGCGCCACAGCUAACGGCAGCGCCAACUCUUUAUCUGGUACCGAGAGUGAUGAUUCCAGUGUCCGAAGUGUGCGUUUCAGCAAGAUGGCCGAGGUCCGCGAGAUGUCUGCCCACGAAGCCACUGAUGCUUUAAUGGCACGCCUCUCCUAUGCCGCCAGCUUGAGGAUAAGAAGGCAAAAGACCCACCACAAGACAGCAAAGACAGCGCUCCUGUUCUGCCUGCUCUGGUUCGUUGCCAACUACUUUUUCCAGUUGGCUUUGGAAAUGGACGAGACUGCCAUGAUAACGCUGGUGAGCUCGACGUCGUCAUUUUUUAUUAUCUGCCUGGCAGCUGUAUUUCCCUCGGCAACCGGCGACAAGCUGACCAUCACCAAGCUGAUUGCCGUGGCCAUGAAUAUUGGCGGAGUGGUGGCCAUCACCUUAAACGAUCUACACGACACAAAGAUGACGAGAGGCGUUCUCUUGGCGCUCUUUAGUGCUUUCUUUUAUGCCGCCUAUCUUGUUUUCGUUAAGCGAAAAAGCGAUACCGAGGAAAAGGUCGAUAUACCUUUAUUUUUUGGCUUUGUCGGUCUCUGGAAUCUUUUGCUAUUGUGGCCUAUCUUUUUCAUUCUGCACUUUACGAAGAUCGAGACAUUUGAAUUGCCUAGCCAAGGUCAGUUUGCCCUGCUUUUUCUAAACGGCUUGAUUGGCACCGUUCUGGCCGAGGCUCUGUGGCUAUGGGGGUGCUUUCUCACCUCUUCGCUAAUAGGAACGCUGGCCAUGUCAUUGCAAAUUCCGCUGGCCAUCAUGUUCGACGUUCUGCUUAAGAAUAAGCCCUAUUCACCCAUGUUCUAUAUGGGUUCCAUACCGAUCUUCGUAGCUCUUGUGCUUGUUUCGCUUCUUAUGCGAAAUGACGAUUCCGACCCUCUAAUGAAGCUGUUCAAAAUUGUAUAUAGAAAAGUCUGCGGUUGCCAUAAGCCGAGCAUUGUUAGAGUCAACGACGAUGAACAGCAGGAGUCGCUGAUAAGCAACAGCGAUUGAAUGAACGCUUUUUUGUGAAAAUCGCGCUUCGACACACUUUGAAAGUUGCUCAUUGCAAUGCAAUCUAAAACUUGGCUGUUCACGAGUUCGUUUCGAAUCGUUCUUUAAUCUGUAGGGACAACUCAUGCACAAUUCCUUCUCCGCCUCCACUUGUGUUUCUCAUUUUGUGCAUUUUGCGUUCGAUAUUAAGUUGCGAUUGUACGUACAAUUUAUUUAUUAUAUUCCUACAAGUAUAUUAUCUGUAAAUAGCUUUAGCUCGUACGAAUACCGUUUAUCUAUGUGAUAGUCUUUAACGUUUUGCUGAAGUCCACCUUUAAUUUAUUGUGUUUCCCUAAUAUUCAAACUGCGCUUAUCUGUAUAAUUGUUGACUUCUCGAAAGCAAGAGUAUAGAAAGGAGAUAAAUAUUAUAUGCACACAUAUUUAUAGCUAUAACAAUAAUUUCAAAUUGUCUACCGUAAGCUUACAAAAAUAAAAGCAGAUCAUGUGAAACUAUGCCUAAUGCAAAAUAUACGUAUGCAAUAUAAACGUGUAA